CGCCUAAUGAUGGCAGCGCGCGGGUGCGCGCCCCAGCCACUAGUCCGUCACUGUUAGCACUUCCACAGCAAGGAAGGAAGCGGCGAGCGGCCCCGCGCCCUCCACGAGACACUCCCAAGUCGAGAGGAGGCGGCGGAGCAGCGAGGCCUCGGCCGAAAUAUCUUCUCCAUCCAGCCUCGGUGGUCGUCGCGGCUGCCGGCGGGAGUCACGAUACGACGCGAUGGCGUGCUGCCGGGCCCUCGCGCUCCACCCCCUCCCCGCUUCCGCUCCCCGCGCCCGGGUUAGCGCCCACCGGCUCCGCCCUUCCUCCGUGCGCGUGCGGUGCUGCGCCUCCGCGGGCGACCGGGCGGAGCCGCCCCAGGAGGCCGUUCUCAAGGCCAUCUCUCAGAUAGCAAGCUCUAAAGGAAGGGUUGCACAAACAACAAAUGUUAUCAUGGGUGGCACUGUUACAGAUGACGCAACAGAUGAAUGGCUUGUUCUUGAUAAAAAGGUAAAUACUUAUCCUACAGUUAGAGGGUUUACAGCAAUUGGUACAGGAGGCGAUGAUUUUGUGCAGUCAAUGGUUGUUGCUGUCGAAUCAGUUAUCGAAGAACGUAUUCCUGAGGGUCAAAUAUCCCAGAAAGUGUCUGCUAAAGGGAAAUAUGUGUCUGUCAAAAUUGGACCUAUCCGUGUGGUUUCCAGCGAGCAGGUCCAAGCGGUGUACAAUGCCAUGAAGAAAGAUAUGCGCAUGAAAUUCUUUUUGUGAAUGACAAAUAGGUUGGAGUGUUGUACAUCGAACAGUUGAAUCGUGAAGAUUCCCUUGCUCUGCUGAGUGAAGCUUGCAAAGCAGAGUUUGCAUCAUCCUCUUUUUGGCGAGGGAAUUGGAAGGACUAGUAUGACAUGCUAGCCAAGGAAGGGAUUAGUGGUCAGAUGCCUAUACUGAAGUUAGUUCCAUCGAUGUAGCUCGAGAUUCAAAAGGAGAACUGUUUAGGUGCUUGGGGAACCCAUGCCGAUGCAAUGUCACAUGUGAGACCAGUUUGUUUAUAGAAGAGCACAAUAUAUGUUUGCCACAUAGGCAGUUGUAUUCGCAUAGAAUUGGGGUGAUGGAAAAUGGAUACUCCCUUCGUUCUCCGUUCCAAAA
Setaria italica (foxtail millet) is the source of this 1120-nucleotide messenger RNA. RefSeq lists its product as uncharacterized. The transcript has 6 exons. NCBI's taxonomy places the organism in Eukaryota, Viridiplantae, Streptophyta, Magnoliopsida, Poales, Poaceae. The record is from RefSeq and is a predicted model, not a curated record. Bases 221 to 745 code for a protein of 174 amino acids.